AUGUCAUUCGAUGACUUAGUAAAAUUGCAGUGCGACCGCCACGAGACAUUGAAACGAGUUCUUCAAAACUUUAGAAAGGACGCGCAAUCCCGUAAAACGUCAAUUUAUUUUCAAAAACGUUUACAACAGAUCGAUUCGAUCUCAAAGGAGUUUGCUGAGACUCAUAAGAUCAUAAUCUGUGCAGAAGGUUAUUCGGAGUCGUCAUAUUACACCAAUAAUGUGACAUCAGAGUUUGAGGAGCGUUAUAUGGAUGUUUACUGUGCCAUAGCCGAAGCCUUCGAACAAACUCACCCAAAGACCACCGGCGUAUCAACGACACCUAUAGAUGCGUCUGCUCUCGCUGCAAAGGGACAAGUUCAAAUGCCGCAAAUUCCAGUUCCUUCGUUUUCUGGCCAAUGCAUCGACUGGCCGGGUUUCUAUGACGCAUUCACUCGACUAAUCCACGAUAACGCGCAGCUAAAUGAGAUUCAAAAAUUCCAUUUUCUUAAAGAAUCGUUGCCUGAGAGUCGCGAUAACGAUAUUCGCCAAAUGCAAUUAACUGCGGCCAACUACAAUGUCGCAUGGACUACAUUGGUAACACGCUACAAUAACCCUCGCACGGUAUUUUCGCACCACAUGAAUGCACUUUAUAAUAUUUCUACUAUGCAUAAGGAAAAGGGCGAUGAGAUACGACUGAUGCUCAGUACAGUCAAUGUUUGUAUCGCUGCCUUCAAACGCGUCAAUGUUCCAGUUCAACAGUGUGAUCACUGGCUCGCACACUACUUGGCUUCAAAACUACCUAAAGAAACCUACAACGCCUGGGAGCACCACCGAGGCUGCAAAACAGAAGUGCCCUCGUUUGCCGACUUCGAACAAUUUUUGAAUGAUCGACUAGUGACCAUCGACGCUAUAGAGAACCGUAACAUAUUCAGCAACAAGGUUACAUCGAUUCACCCAGGUACAUCCAAACGACUCAACGUUCACAAUGUACAUGCACAGACAGGUCCCCCUAGCGCGCGCUGCUGUCACUGUGGUGGUAGUCAUAUUCUUCGACAGUGCCCAGCAUUUUUGGCAAUGGACUGCCACCAACGCAAGGAAGUUGUAACCAUAGCCAGACUUUGUCUCAAUUGCCUGAGCAAAGCUCAUAUAUUAAUGCGGUGUACUAGUACAAAAGGAUGCCAACAAUGUGGACAACGACACCACACAUUGCUGCAUUAUCCGUCCCAACCACAGACCCGUCCAAUACAAAAUGCUACACUACAAAACACCUCAUCACUGGCAAUCGAACCAGCACUCAAUCUGAACAGCAAUUGCGUAAGACAACAAACUAAACAUGAUAAUUCUAAUCUACAAUGUCUUUCAGCAACCUAUUCAAAUGCAUCACAACGAAGCAUUUUGCUAGCAACGGCACGAGUGAUUAUCUUCAAUCCUGAUAACGGUCUGCAAGCUACCCUCAACGCUCUCAUAGACCAGGGUUCCGAAGCUACGAUAGUCUCCGAACAUGUUGUACAAUCUCUACAUCUAAAACGUCACUCUACACGCACCUCCAUUGCUGGUGUCGGCCAAGGUAAUACAAAUCGGUGCAAGCAUAUUGUCAACUUCGUUCUGCUUACCAGUUCCAAUCCAGAAUUUCGUAUAGAUGUCGAAACAGCAUAUGUUUUAAAUUCUUUGACAUCUUUUUUGCCAAGUCACAACAUUUCUGUCACACGGUGGAAACAUAUCGAAGGGCUGUCGUUGGCAGACCCCCAGUACUACCGGCCAAAGCGGGUAGAUUUGAUAAUAGGCGUUGACCUAAUGGCACAAAUCAUAUUGCCAGGCAUAAAGGUGGGAGCGCCAAACGAACCAAUUGCUCAAAACACUCAACUAGGCUGGAUCUUGUCCGGCAGGACACAGCCCCCACGUGAAGCAACUCAUGUCGUAUGCCAUCAAGCAGUUUUGGACACUGAAUCACUGUUAAAGCAAUUCUGCGAGGCUGAAUCUGUUCCGGAACGCCGACUAAACACAGCUGAGGACGUUUGGUGUGAAACAUUUUUUCAGCAAACGCACAAAAGACAACCAACGGGCAGAUACAUGGUUCGACUGCCAUUAAAAACAAUUUUCGACCCCUCGAUGACCUUAGGUAAAUCGCACCAAAUAGCACUAAACCACUAUCUCCAACUAGAACGCCGUUUAACCAAAACUCCCGAGGCUUGGCAACGUUACAGUGAUGGUAUAAAAUAA
Messenger RNA from Rhagoletis pomonella (apple maggot), 2199 nucleotides. RefSeq lists its product as uncharacterized. The transcript has a single exon. Gene Ontology annotation, molecular function: aspartic-type endopeptidase activity. The record is from RefSeq and is a predicted model, not a curated record. The coding region runs from base 1 to 2199 and encodes 732 amino acids. NCBI's taxonomy places the organism in Eukaryota, Metazoa, Arthropoda, Insecta, Diptera, Tephritidae. Gene Ontology annotation, biological process: proteolysis.